This is a messenger RNA of Cynoglossus semilaevis (tongue sole), 1605 nucleotides long. RefSeq names its product mortality factor 4-like protein 1. Lineage: Eukaryota; Metazoa; Chordata; Actinopteri; Pleuronectiformes; Cynoglossidae. Bases 171 to 1142 code for a protein of 323 amino acids. Gene Ontology annotation, biological process: regulation of DNA-templated transcription; chromatin organization. Gene Ontology annotation, cellular component: NuA4 histone acetyltransferase complex; nucleus. The transcript is spliced from 12 exons. The record is from RefSeq and is a predicted model, not a curated record.
AAUGCAGCACAGCUCUGAAGCUUGGUGGUCAGGUGACCAGCAGCAGGCAGCCUCGUAUCGGCUACUCCACCUCUAUAGCUCCGAUGUCGGAGGUGUUUAUGGCCGGAAGAGAUGGACUCUGGCAAUGCACGAAUUUGAUCCGUCAGACAGCCGAUCAGCUGAGUCCGUGAAUGGCGCCAAAACAGGACCCUAAACCGAAAUUUCAAGAAGGUGAAAGAGUCCUGUGCUUUCAUGGCCCAUUGCUCUACGAAGCAAAGUGUGUAAAGAUCAGCAUUAAGGAAAAGCAGAUAAAAUACUUCAUUCAUUACAGCGGAUGGAACAAAAACUGGGAUGAAUGGGUUCCUGAAAGCAGAGUUCUCAAAUAUGUGGACAGCAAUCUUGCGAAACAAAAAGAGCUUCAAAAGGCCAAUCAGGACCAUUAUGUCGAGGGAAAGAUGAGGGGUUUAACACCGAGUAAGAAGAUUGCUGCUGUGCAGCAGAAAAAUGUGGAUCUGAAAGUAAAAAAGGCAAAACAAAAGACCCCAGGGCCGGGUGAAGGCACCAGCAGCACAGAACCCCCCCAGGGACCUCGGAAGAAGAGGGCCCGGGUCGAUCCGACUGUGGAGAGUGAGGAUAUGUUUACUAACCGUGUGGAAGUAAAAGUGAAGAUUCCAGAGGAGCUGAAGCCCUGGUUAGUCGACGACUGGGAUCUAAUUACCAGACAAAAACAGCUGUUUCAUCUGCCUGCUCAGAAGAACGUAGAGAACAUCUUAGAGGACUACGCAAACUACAAGAAAUCAAAAGGAAACACUGACAAUAAGGAGUAUGCGGUCAGUGAAGUGGUGGCAGGGAUUCGUGAGUAUUUCAACGUGAUGCUGGGCACACAGUUGCUGUACAAGUUCGAGAGGCCGCAGUACGCCGAGAUCCUGGCGGAGCAACCGGACAUGUCCAUGUCACAGGUUUACGGAGCUCCACACCUGCUGCGUCUCUUUGUCCGUAUCGGAGCCAUGCUGGCCUACACUCCUCUGGAUGAGAAGAGUCUGGCGUUGCUGCUCAGUUACCUCCAGGAUUUUCUCAAGUACUUGGCGAAGAAUUCCUCCAGCCUGUUCACUGCCACUGACUAUGAGGUCGCUCCUCCAGAGUAUCACCGUAAGGCUGUCUGAGUGCUCCCAGAAUACAGCGAUUCCGCUGAAGCAUGUCAACCUCUCCUUCCCAAACACUUGUAAACUUCUGAGGGCAGAGAUUUUCCAACUGAACUGAUCUGCCUUCCCCGGAGAGAUCGCCACAGCUUGUCACCACCGCAGGAGUCAAAUGUGUGACAUCUUUGCUAAAUUCAACUCCAUUUCUUUUCCCUGUCUUUGUUAUUUUCAUCUCACUUUUAAGAGACAAAAAAAAAAAAGAUUUCUUCCUAAACGCUGCUGUCUGUGAGCAGCUUUUGGAUCUUCUACUAGGUUCCAUCUAAUUUGUUAGUGCUGCAUGAGGAUAUUUAUAAAUGUUUCUUUCUCUUGUCACAUUUGGUGCAUUUAAUGCUGGACCACGUAUCAUUGUUGAGUGGACAAUGUUUUUGUAUUUUGUGUAUUUGUACUCAUUUGUUUAAGAAGUAAAUAAAAUGUUUUUUUACACACA